AAACUGUUUUCUUCGUUCUGGUGUGUUCAGCCAUGGUGGCUGCCAUUUUUUCCCCACAAUCCUUCAUGAGCUUGCAAAUUUGAGGUUGUCACAAUCGUUUGAAUAGGAGUCUCAUUUUUAUUCUUACAACAAACGUUACAUAAAAUAAAUCAUCAUGGAUAGAUUAUUGCGAUUAGGAGGAGGAAUGACUGGGUUAAAUCAAGGACCUGCUCCUUCAGAUGCUCCGGUUGUUGAUACUGCCGAGCAAGUAUACAUAUCCUCAUUAGCAUUAUUAAAAAUGUUAAAACAUGGUCGUGCUGGAGUCCCGAUGGAGGUUAUGGGUUUGAUGUUGGGAGAAUUCGUAGAUGAUUAUACUGUUAGAGUUAUCGAUGUUUUUGCAAUGCCUCAAACAGGAACUGGUGUGAGUGUUGAAGCUGUCGAUCCAGUCUUCCAAGCAAAAAUGUUGGAUAUGUUGAAACAAACUGGAAGACCCGAAAUGGUUGUGGGAUGGUAUCAUUCACAUCCAGGAUUUAGUUGUUGGUUGUCUGGUGUUGAUAUCAAUACACAGCAAUCCUUUGAAGCGUUAAGUGAACGUGCUGUAGCUGUAGUGAUUGAUCCAAUUCAAUCAGUUAAAGGGAAAGUUGUUAUUGAUGCAUUUAGGUUAAUCAACCCUAAUAUGAUGGUUCUCGGCCAAGAACCUCGGCAAACUACCUCGAAUCUGGGACAUUUACAAAAACCGUCCGUACAAGCUUUGAUUCAUGGUUUAAACCGUCAUUAUUACAGCAUUAGUAUUAAUUAUCGUAAAAAUGAAUUAGAACAAAAAAUGCUUCUGAACUUACACAAAAAAACUUGGAUGGAUGGUCUAACUCUUGCUGAAUAUUCGGAGCAUAGUAGACUAAAUGAACAAACGGUAGCUGAAAUGCUUGAGCUUGCCAAGAAUUACAAUAAGUCAUUGGAAGAUGAAGAAAAAAUGACACCAGAGCAACUGGCGAUUAAGAAUGUUGGCAAACAAGAUCCAAAACGGCAUUUAGAAGAGAAGGUUGAUAUGCUUAUGUCAGUAAAUAUUGUCCAAUGUCUUGGAGCAAUGCUAGACACAGUUGUCUUCAAAUAAUUUACUUAUUUACGUGCAGAACAUACACAUAAUAUUUGAUUAAUAAAA
Chelonus insularis is the source of this 1138-nucleotide messenger RNA. It is a transcript of the gene Rpn11, whose product is annotated as regulatory particle non-ATPase 11. Gene Ontology annotation, cellular component: proteasome regulatory particle, lid subcomplex. The coding region runs from base 155 to 1090 and encodes 311 amino acids. Gene Ontology annotation, molecular function: metallopeptidase activity; proteasome binding; protein binding. Gene Ontology annotation, biological process: proteasome-mediated ubiquitin-dependent protein catabolic process; protein deubiquitination. The transcript has 6 exons. Lineage: Eukaryota; Metazoa; Arthropoda; Insecta; Hymenoptera; Braconidae. The record is from RefSeq and is a predicted model, not a curated record.